This is a messenger RNA of Herpailurus yagouaroundi (jaguarundi), 2570 nucleotides long. RefSeq names its product coiled-coil domain containing 28A (gene CCDC28A). The transcript is spliced from 5 exons. Bases 149 to 664 code for a protein of 171 amino acids. NCBI's taxonomy places the organism in Eukaryota, Metazoa, Chordata, Mammalia, Carnivora, Felidae. The record is from RefSeq and is a predicted model, not a curated record.
UCUAGCUGCAGCAGUAGCGUCGGAGGCUGCAGCUGCGGCGGUGGCUUCGGAGACUCCGGAGUCUUUGCAGGUUGAGGAAGAGGAUUCCGAUCCUCUCCUUCCUCAGGUCAUAAGAAGCUGGCCGUGGUGCAAUAAGGAACUUAAAACAAUGGAGGAGCGGAAACUGAAGAGGCGGAGUCCUAAGUCUUUUAGUGCCCACUCUACUCAGGCUGUUAAUGCCAAAAAAAAUGCCAUUCCAGUUAGUAAAAGCACAGGGUUUUCAAAUCCUGCAUCACAGUCAACUUCCCAGCGACCAAAGUUAAAGAGAGUGAUGAAAGAAAAGACCAGACCUCAGGGAGGAGAAGGAAAAGGCACACAGCCGGCUCCCAUUCAGCACUCCUUCCUCACCGAUGUCUCAGACGUUCAGGAGAUGGAGAGGGGGCUUCUCAGCCUUUUGAAUGAUUUCCACUCCGGAAAACUUCAAGCAUUCGGAAAUGAAUGUUCCAUUGAACAGAUGGAACAUGUUCGGGGAAUGCAGGAGAAAUUAGCUCGUUUGAAUUUGGAGCUCUAUGGGGAGUUAGAGGAACUUCCUGAGGAUAAGAGAAAAACAGCCAGUGACUCCAAUCUGGACAGGCUUCUGUCUGAUUUAGAAGAAUUGAAUUCUUCCAUGUAUCCUUUUGCCUAAUAUCAACAGUGAAAAGUUUACAAAUUAUAACUUCUGGUGAAUACCUCAAUCAAUGAACAAAGACACCCAUGAUGAUUUACUGGGGCCAUUUCUCUUCUCUUUUGGUUUCCAAAUGGAAUUUUUAGUUGUUUUGUAUGCUACAAUUUUGUUUGUUUCUCAUUUGUUCUGCUUUGCUUUGUACUGUUUUUGGAUUUUUAAAACAAAUUUUUAAAAAUCAACCAAGAGAAUUGAGGAUUGGGUUAGUGGCCGUAGAAAUUAUCUCGAAUCUUAGAUUCUUAAGUUAAAUAGCAGUUGGAUAUGCAGACAUAAUAUGCCAUGCUUAGUUUCCUGUCGUUACAUAGAAUACUUUAGAUGCAUAUACAAGGUGUAUUAUAGGAGGAGCUUAAAAGAAAUCACCAAGGCGUGUGUAAAAUAUUCAGGUUUUGACAUUACAAUUUGGAGCAAUUAUUUCAGGAACUUUUCAAAACGUGUUUUUGGACAUAGUCCUAGGCACAACGUGAGAUAAAGAACAAUGAGAAAUGAUCCUGCCUAUAAAAUAAUUUGAGAGGUAUGACAUCCUUCUGAACUAAAUAAUGAGAUACCAAAAAGGAUACUGGUUGUAGGGUCAAGACAUUUGAUUUUUGAAAUUUGGUUCUGAUAAUUUUGCUAAUUAACCUUGGGUAAAUUGCUUAACAUUUCAGAGUGUCCUCUGUAAUAUGGGAUAAUUGCUGCAUAUAAUGAUGGAGUAAUUAUCUAGUUUUUCUAAACUAAUAUAUAUAUAUAUUUAUAUAUAUAUAUAUUACUAUUAUUGUUGUAACAGAUACUGUUACUACUUGCUAAACUAUGCAGUAACAAUGAAGAAAUAAGUAUAUGCAAAUCCAGUGAUAACGAUUAAUAGUUAAUCUUAAUUGAGUACUUACUAAUUGCCAAGUAUUUUAUGAAGGGCUUUACCUGCAUUUUCUCAUUUGGUCCUACCCUUAUAAGUAGGUGGUGUUAUACUUCCCAUUUUACAGAUGGGUUUUUGAGAAGCCACAUAAACUGUGGGGAAACAUUAAUGUAACAUAUCCUUGCUAAGAAAGACUUGAAUAUGGGGAUAAGAUAUGAGUUAAUUAGGGGGCUUCUCUUAGUAGUAAUGCCUGGUGCUUUUUUCUUUUCUUUGUACUCAUUUUGAGCUUCAUAUUCUAUGCUUUGUACUCUUUCUAUGCUUGUGACAUGUCAGUAUCUCCUAUCCUCUUAUCUGAGUUUUUGUUAGACAUUUAGACUCAUUUAUCUCACCACUUUGCCUGAUUCAACCACCACAGUUAAACAAGGCAACAUGACGGAACACAAGAGCAUGGGCUCUAGGUUGUUUGGUUUCAGAUCUUGGGAAGCAAGUGUGUAGCUUUAAGGCAAAUAUAGUUUCCUCAUUUGCAAUAAAUGUUCUCUCUAUAUUCAUACUUUCCUCCUAAUUUCCUUCUCUGUCAUCGGUAGCCUCUGUUAUUUUCAGUCUCCAAAGGUUAUUUAAAUCCCUUCUAUGAUUAGACCAGACAUUGCUACUUGGUCGUGGAACUAUCUGCCAUUGAGCCGGGACAUGGACAUGGAAUGAUUUGCCACUUCUUGAUUACAUUUAGUUGUCAGGCAUCGUCGGUUCUGCCUUUUAUUCCUCCUUCAUCCCCUAUCCUCAUCCCUUUAUUCCAUAACCUUUCAGAUUUCUGUUCCAGCUCUGGAGAUGCACUGUCCAAUAUGGCAGCCACUAGCCACGUAGCUACUGAGCACACAAAACGUGACUAAUAUGAAUUGAAAUGUGCUAAAAGUAUAAUUUGUACACCUGAUUUCAAAGAUUUAGUAUAAAAAAAUAAUGUAAAAUGUCUCAAGAUUUUUUAUGAUUGCAUGCUGAAAUGACAGCUUUUUUAUAUAUUAGUGUGAAUAAAAUAUAUUUUAAAAAUUA